AUGAUUGAAAAUUCAAUAUUGACAUCUCAUGUACCAUUUCAAAAUUUAUCAUCAAUUCAAAAGGAAUCAACAAUUUUUGAACGAGUAUAUGGUAAUCGUCGACGACGACCAUAUACAAUUUCUUUAAAUCUUCAAUGGGAACCUGUUAUUUAUCAUACGAAUACAUAUAAACAGAGUGGAAAUGAUUUAAAUAAUCGAAUAUUAAAGACAAAGACUUUUUUCGAUAAUUGUGCAAUACGAGAACAACAACAAACGAAAGCUAUUACGCCACCCAGUUCGGACUAUACUGAUGCAUAUUUAUCUGCUUUCGCUCCGAAAUUAAUUCCUACUAGACGUAUUCAUCGAUUAACUUCUCCUAUAUUUGCACAUGUUAAACCAAUUCCACUCGAACCAAUACGAACAUAUUUAUCAACAAAUGAUAAAAUUAGAACGAGUCAAACUCGUUUUAAUAAUAUUCAAAAUUUAAAUUUAUUCGAUAAAAAUUUACCAUUUUCUUCUAAUAGAAAUUCGACUUUAACAUCGAAUUUCUUUCCAAAUAUUUCUACUAAAGAUGAACCGUUUUCUAAUAUACAAACUUUUUCAUCCGAAACUCAAACAAUUGAUUCUAAUAAUUCAACAUCAAUUGAUCAACCAUCUUUACCUAAACUUUCUACUACUACUUAUCAAUUUGAAUCAUCGAAAGACAAUAUCGAUAAAUCUAUAUCAUAUCCAUCUAGACCUUCGACAUUAUCAUCAUCAUAUAAACCUUCUAUAUUAUUUCAAUCUGUAUCAUCAUCAUCAUUGUCGAAUGAUAUCAAUUCGAAUAGUAUUAAUAAACAAACAAUAUUAUCAUCUUCAAAUAUUGAAAAACAAAUCGAAACAUAUUUAUUACAAAAUAAUGAAGAAAAUUCUUCUAUAAUUCAUAUAAAAACAAAUAUUGAUCCUGAACAAACACCAACAGAUGAAUUAUUAACAAUAUCUUCUAAACCUAUACAAAUUCUUGAAAAUACAAUUAAUGAAUAUGAUUCAUUAAUUAAUCAAAUUUCAGAUAUUCUUGCUACUGUAUCACCAUUAAGUUCUACUGUUAGUAGUAUGAGUCCAGGUCAGAGUGUACUUGAUUAUGAAUUUACUGCAGAUGGUUCACCAAUUCUUAAACGUAAAAAUAUUGAAUCUCAAUUAUCUGAACAACCAAUAGUAUCAAUUACAAAUAUGAAUAGACAACAUGAAAAAGCAAAAUAUUUAAUACGUGAUGAUUCAUAUGAUAAAAUUAUUAUUGCUAUGGAAGAUCUCGAUAGUGAACUAACACCACCACCACCACUUCUUGAUAUUCAAAAAUCAACAAUAACAAUUGAACAAGAAAAAAAUGAAAAUAUAAAAACACUCUUAGACGAACAUCAAACGUUACCAUCAUCUGAACAAAUUCAAGAAGAAAUUAAAACUUCUUCAUUACUUAAUAAUAAUCAUGAAGAAUCUAAAAUUUUAUUAAUCAAUGAAAAACAAUUAUCAUCAAUAACUAAACAAAUCGAAGACGAACAUUCAAUUUCAUCUAUAUCAUCAUUAAAUGAAAUUAAAUUAGAAAACACUAAACUUUCAUCCAAUAAUGAAAUUUAUACAACAAAUGAUAAUAUAGUCUUAGAUAAUGAUGAUGAUGAUGAUGAUGAUAAUAGUUCAUUAUAUCUAAGUCUUACAGAAGAAAUUAAUUCAUCAAAAGCUUCAAUUAUAAUUUCUGAAGAUGAAUCUAAAUCAAUUGAUAAACAACAGAUAAAUACAUCUAACACUGAAGAUAAUCAAAUUAUUGUAUCAAAUUCUAUUGAACAACAAAUCAAAUCAUCUAGUCCAUUUGAAAUAUCAACAAGUUUUUCAAAUUCUAUUGAACAACGAAGUACAUCUUCAGAUAUAAUUGAAUCUCAAUCAAGUCAUAGUGAACAUACAUCAAAUUCAAUAAGUUCUACUAAUAUUAAAUUCAUAUCUGGUAUUGAUACUUCUAAUCAAAAAGAUAUUAAUCAACAAUUUGAAGAAAUCGAAUCAAAUAAAAUUAAAACUUCUACAGAAUUUGUUGAUGAUACAACUAAUCAUCUUAAAACAUCAACUAUAUCAUUACUACCAAAUAUAAUAAGUCCAAUUGAUACACUUACAAAUUCUAUUAGUACUCGAUAUAUAAGUAGUGAUGUCUAUUAUGGUUAUCAAGGUGAACAUAGACAAUUUAUAGAAAAUUUGUCAAAUGUCAAUAAUGACAAUACGAUGAUAUCUCUUUUGACUUCACUUCGUCAAACUAUUAAAAGUCCUAUUACACCACUUAUUGAAACAAUUCAAAGUGUCGUAUCAAGUAUGCAAACAAUUACUACAAUAGAACCAUUGAUAAAUGAAAGAAAAUUGAAAGAACAUAGUCAAAAUGAAACUAUAAUAUUAAAUGAAAUGAUUUUAAAUUCAAAAAAAGAUAUUAAUGAAUAUGAAACUCAUAUUGAAGAAAAUAAACAAAAUGUUCAUAUUCCCGAUGAAUCAAAAUCAGUAUUGAACAAUAUUUAUCAAACAGUUACAGAAACUAUGGAAGCAAUAUUAACAAAUCUUCAAAAAGAACAACAAGAAAUUUUAUCAACAUCGAAUAAAGACCAAAUCUUCACUGAAGAUGAUUUAACUAUUCUUCAAUUAUCACCAUCUAAGGAUAAUUUAAACGAAACUACAUUAACACUAUCGUCUUUACUUGAUUCUAUUCAAGAGAACGUUUCAGAUACAAUACCAACAUUUAUUGAAAACAUUCAAAAUAUAAUACCUACAGAUCUAUCAUCAACACAAAUUCAAAAAUCAAAGGAACACAUCGAAAUAUCUACAUCAUUGGAUAUUUCACAUAAAAAAUCAUUAGAAAAUCUUAUGAAUGAAUCUAUUAGUUUGACAUCUGAAAUUCCUGUAGUAACUAAUGAACAAAUAGAACACAAAGAAAAUAUUAUAACAUCUUUCGAAAUACCAAUUCAACUAUCUACUGAAGAUAGAACAAUUGAAACUGAUACCAUACAAUACGAUGAAAAAGUAUCAACAGAUAAAACAGAGAACAAAACAAUUGAAAAUAUCUUACCUACUCAUAUCAUUCAAGAUGAACACGUACCUAAAACCUUAAACUUAACUAAUUCUGAACAAAUGACCAAUGAAAUCAAAAUAUCUUCGGAUAAUACUAUACAAUCAUUGAUACCGAUCGCUGAGAAGAUCGAUAGUGUUAUAUCUUCUGUAUCCACCGAAGAAAAUCUACCAUUACUCGAACAGGUUUCUGAUAAUGAAAAAAUAGCUUCACUAGUUACAGAUUCAUUCGUACAUACACCUAAUAAUGAAUUAACUUUAGAAAUAAAUGAAAAUAUUCUUAAAACUGUUCAUAAUUUAAUCGAUGAUAUAAUUCAUACUGUUAUAUUACAUUUACAAGAAAUUCCUAUUUCAGAUAAAUCAAUAAUUGUACAAAUUGAUAAUAUUAUGCAACAAUCAAUCAAUGAAUCAGAAUCUGAUUCAACAUCAUUUAAAACUGAAAUUGAAAAUAUUCAAUCAAAAUUAAUAAUUGAUCGUUGUGAAUCAUCUGGAACAACUACAGAACCAAAUUCAUCAGAAUUAGUUCAUGCUUUACGUGGUCAUAGUAUUAUUCUACCUAAUAUAAUAUUUCGUCCACCAGAAAAAUCUUCUAGUUCAACAACAACAUCAUCACAAGUAACUAGUUCUGAUCGUUAUAUUUCUUAUGCAAUACAUCAAAUGAAUGAUUCAUCACAAGAACAUUUACCAACAAUACCAUUAGCAGCUGAUAUUCCUAUAUAUAAAAAUAUUUUUUUAAAAUCAAACAAUAUUAUUAAUUCAUUAAUAACAAAAGAAGAUGAUUCAACAGAAUAUGAUGCAACAGAAAAUUUAACAUCUUAUACUGAUGAUAUACAUGAUCAAAAAUUUAAUAUAUUAAAUAAAAAUAAACAACAACAUUUAGAUACAAGUAGUACAGAUGAUGAUGUUGAUGAAGAAUUUGAACAACAUGAUUUAACUAAUAUUAAUCAAUUAAAUAAUAAUUUAAAUGAAAAUAAUGAAUCUUAUCAAUUUUAUGAUCCAGCAACAUCACCAUCAAGUAAUAAUAGUUCAUCAUCAUUACGACAACAAUCAGAUGAUGUUUAUCUUAUACCAGGAUAUCCUGGUUUAUGGAAACCAUCAACAAAUAAUUAUAAUUCAAAUUUACCAAAAGAAUAUGAUGCAGAUGAUGAAAGUAAAACAACAAGUGAAAAUCAAACUAUUAUUCGAACAUUACAUUCUACUAAACGUCCAUUAGUAUUUCAACAUAUUCAAGAUGAAACAAUAAAUUUAACUUAUCCAGAAAUUUUAACAAAUAAUAUAUCAUUACAAACAGAUAUAAUAGAUUUAAUUAAUCAAUCAUUAGAUGAUAAUUUAUUAGAUAGAUCCGAAUCGGAUACAUAUCAAACAUGUCAAUCAUCAAUAUCAAAAUAUAAAAAAAAAUCUAAAUUAAAUGAAAUAAAAACAUCUGAUGAACAAGAUCAAACAAGUACUGAUGAAAGUAUUUUUCUUAUACGUGAACGUGAACGUGGUGUUUCAUUACCAAUUACAAUGAAAAUUGAUUGUGAUGAUAUAGCAUUACGUUUAUCAACAUCUACACCUAUUGAUAAUCCAUUAUUAUAUAAAAAAUUAUCAUUUGAUUUAUCAUCAUCAACUCAUAGUGAACCACCAUUAUUACCUAUUCAUAUAGAUUCAAAUAGUCAACCAAGUUCAUCAUCAUUAAAUAAUAAUGAAAAUGAACAACAAAAAUUACCAUCAUGGUUAAAUACAGUAACAACAACUGGAGAAGAAUCUAAUGGACAACGUGAAUCUCGUAUAACUUUUCUUAAAUCUGCAAAAGGUCCAAUAUGUAUAUCACAAUGUAAUUCACAAGGAAAUUAUAUUAUGAUUGAAAAUACAAGUCAAUCGAAAAAUAUUGAUCUUUCAAAUUGGACAAUACGUCAAGAAAAUGAUAAUGGAGAUAAUUUAAUUUUUAUAUUUCCUGAUAAUUGUUAUUUAGGACCAAAUCAGUCACUAAAAAUAUUAACAAAAACACAUGAAUUGGAACAAACAAAUAAUGAUCUUAUAGCUUCAUCAUUGUCUUCAUGGCAUACAAGUCCUAAUAUACUUACAAUCUUAUAUAAUUCUGAAGGCAAAGUAAGUUUUAUUUAA
This is a messenger RNA of Rotaria sp. Silwood1, 5154 nucleotides long. The record is from the annotation of a GenBank genome assembly. NCBI's taxonomy places the organism in Eukaryota, Metazoa, Rotifera, Eurotatoria, Philodinida, Philodinidae.